Messenger RNA from Salvelinus fontinalis (brook trout), 10761 nucleotides. It is a transcript of the gene myt1b, whose product is annotated as myelin transcription factor 1b. The record is from RefSeq and is a predicted model, not a curated record. Lineage: Eukaryota; Metazoa; Chordata; Actinopteri; Salmoniformes; Salmonidae. The transcript is spliced from 22 exons. Gene Ontology annotation, molecular function: DNA-binding transcription factor activity, RNA polymerase II-specific; zinc ion binding; RNA polymerase II cis-regulatory region sequence-specific DNA binding. Bases 102 to 3890 code for a protein of 1262 amino acids. Gene Ontology annotation, biological process: regulation of transcription by RNA polymerase II. Gene Ontology annotation, cellular component: nucleus.
AAAAUGAGUUUCGGGGCAAGCUCCUGAAUCAGCGUUGGACUCGAGGCGAGAGGAUCAGCCGCUGCCAGCCCACACAGAGGCUGCAGAGUAGACCAAUCAAGAUGAGUGUGGAGAGUGAUGACAAGCGAAGCACACGCACGCGCUCCAAGGGAAUCAGAGUUCCCACCGAGCUCGUUGGACAAGAGCUGAGCUGCCCCACCCCUGGAUGCCAUGGCUCUGGCCACAUCAGUGGGAGAUAUUCACGACACAGAAGUGUGCUGGGCUGCCCAUUAGCCAGGAAGAGACGUCUGGCGGAUGCUGAGGCAGAGCAGGAGCAGCCAUCUUCUAAAAGGAAGUCCCACCCUCUAAAGCUUGCCAUGGACGAGGGCUUCAGCGUGGACAGUGAUGGGAGCAGCGAGGACGAGGGGGAGGCCAGGGAGGAGGAAGAGGAGGAGAAGGAGAAGGAAGAGAAGACAGAGGAACAGCCACAGGAAGAAAAGCCAGAGGAGGAGCAGGAGGAAGAGGAGGAGGAAAAGGAGGAGAAAGUGACAGAGCAGAAAGAGGAGAGCAUAGAUGCAGAUGAAGAAGAAUGCAUGAUCAUUGAGCCGGGAUCCAGUAAAACAACAUGUAAAGCUGAGGAGGGGGAAUGGCCUAAGAGAGCGGACUACCCCAGCUACCAUCAGAUCCUAGCCAACUCUCUACUAUACCUGGGCGGAGUCCCCGACACCGCAGAGACCACCUCACAGGAGCCCGUUACCAUGGUGACAGAGAAGGAUAUCACAGCUGUGGAGCACGCCACGGUGGCAGUGGAACACCCAGUAGAGGAGGAGGAGGAGGAGGAAGAGGAGGAGGAAGAGGAGGAGGAAGAGGAGAUUGAGGAGGAAGAGGAGGAAGAGGAAGAGGAGAUUGAGGAGACAAGGGAGGCUGUGACACAGAAAACCUUUGAGCACCCGUAUUUCACUGGAGACAUUCACCAGCAGCAGGACAAGGCUGAGGAAGACGAGGAGGAGGAAGAGUAUGAAGAGGAGAGGAGAGAAGCAGAGCACCAGCCACAGGAGAUCCUGGAUGAAGAGGAGGAGGAAGAUGACAUUGAGGAGGUGGAUGAGAGAGUGCACCCUGUCGUCCUGCCCACCUCUACCUCCAUUAGCAGCAAUGCAGCAGCUCAGGGACCAGCCACACAGGGGGACAGAACUAGAGAGCACUACAUGCCCAAAAGGAUCAGCCUCCUGGAGAACUACAAUUCCCACAGGACCAGCUCACAGGAGAACUACAACCCCCACAGGACCAGCCUCCUGGAGAACUACAACCCCCACAGGACCAGCCGACUGGAGAACUACAACCCCCGCAGGGCCAGCCCACUGGAGAACUACAAUCCCCACAGAGUCAGCCCCUUACAGCACUACAUCUCCCAUAAGGCCUCAGGAGCCUCUGACAUAAUCGAGGUGCGCUCAGAGGAUUCGGGGAAGGACUAUGAAGAUGGUGAUGAGGAGGAGGAGGAGGAAGAUGAUAGUUUGUCUCAGAGGUGGACUGAUGAGUCAGAGACGUAUGAUAUGACCCGGGGAAAUCUGGGGCUCCUGGAGCAGGCCAUCGCCCUGAAGGCAGAACAGGUGAAGGGGCCUCGCGACCUCCUCCUCCUCCGUCACCCCGCCGUCACCCCGGAGCUCCACCACCGCUACUUCAGCAUGGACGACCGGCCCAAACACCUGAACAUGGUUAAGCAGCGGUAUGUUGUGUAUCUUCUAGCUGUCUCUACAGAGGGCAGCAGGCCAGAGAAGCGGGAGAUCAAAUGCCCCACCCCUGGCUGUGACGGGACUGGUCAUGUUACCGGACUCUACCCUCACCACCGCAGCCUGUCUGGCUGUCCUCACAAGGACAGGAUCCCCCCUGAGAUCCUGGCCAUGCAUGAGAACGUGCUGAAGUGUCCGACUCCAGGCUGCACCGGACAGGGCCAUGUUAACAGCAACCGCAACACCCACCGCAGUUUGUCAGGAUGCCCCAUCGCAGCCGCAGAGAAGCUGUCCAAGAGCCUCAACCUUGACAAGCAGCAUCUCUCCCAGCCAGUCAGAGAGCACCUCAAAGAAAGUCCCAACAACAAUGACCGAGUCCUGAGGCCCAUGUGUUUUGUGAAGCAACUGGAGGUGCCUCAUUAUAGGCAGUACAGGCCCAACAUGAUACCCGCCACACCUCGUGCCAACCUGGCCAAGGAGCUGGAGAAGUACUCCAAGGUCUCCUUUGAUUAUGCAAGCUUCGACUGUCAGGUGUUUGGAAAGCGUGUACUUGCAUCAAAUAUACCGACCAGCGAAACCUCACCCAAAGCCUUCAAAUCUAAAGUCUCGUCUCCAAAGUCUUCUUCUCCCAGCCUCAGCCUGCAUGGAGGCUAUGGAAAGACUGCCUCGUCUUCUGCCUACGACUACUCCCAUGAAGCCCAGGCAGCCCACAUGGCCGCUACAGCCAUCCUCAACCUGUCCACGCGCUGCUGGGAGAGGCCUGAGAACCUGAGCACCAAGCACCAGGACCUGGCUAGCAAGGACAUCGGGUUGGAUGAAAAUGGCACUCUGGACCUGAGCAUGAAGAAGCCCGUCAAACGAGAGGGUACCAGCCCUGAGUUGUGCUCCCCGGACCCUUCCUCCUCUUCCUCCCUGCACCAUGGAGGUAGCAGUGGCAUGACCUCGCCCCACACAGGCCACGCCUACAAACAGGAACACUGGGAGGAGCCUCUGGACUACACGAAACCCAACCGCCAGCGAGAGGAGGAUGUAGAGGAGCUGGAGCACCACACAGCGCGGUCGUUUGCCUCGUCCGACCCUGAGGACAUGGACCUGAUGCAGGACUAUCCCGAGGAGAGGAAGUACCCUGGAGAGGUCACUACCCCAAACUUCAAGGUCCAGUUCCAACAACCCAAGGACUGCAAGAAAGAUCUGCUCCUGUGCCCCACUCCUGGCUGUGACGGCAGUGGCCACAUCACUGGAAACUAUGCAUCCCAUCGCAGUCUGUCUGGCUGUCCUCUUGCUGAUAAGAGUCUUCGUUCCCUCAUGGCGGCCCACUCUGCUGAGCUCAAGUGCCCCACUCCAGGAUGUGAUGGUUCAGGACAUAACACUGGAAACUACGCCUCCCACAGAAGUUUGUCUGGGUGCCCGCGUGCCAAGAAAGGUGGAUUAAAAACAUCUCCCACCAAGGACGACAAGGAGGACUCCGAGCUCUUAAAAUGCCCCGUGCCUGGCUGUGACAGCCUGGGUCACAUCAGUGGGAAGUACGCCACUCAUCGCAGUGCCUAUGGGUGCCCGCUGGCUGCCCGCAGGCAGAAGGAGGGGCUGCUCAACGGUAACCCUUUCUCCUGGAAGGCCUUCAAGACGGAGGCCCCCAACUGCCCCACCCCCGGCUGUGAUGGAUCAGGACACGCCAACGGCAGCUUCCUCACACACCGCAGUCUCUCUGGCUGUCCCAGAGCCUCCUUUGCCAGAAAGAAAGCCAAGCUCCCUGGAGAUGAAUUCCUGAGCACCAAGUUCAGGGCCAGCGACGUUCUGAACAAUGACGAGGACAUCAAGCAACUCAACAAGGAGAUCAAUGAGCUCAAUGAGACCAACAACGAGAUGGAGACAGACAUGGUGAACCUGCAAACACAGAUCUCAUCCAUGGAGAAGAACCUGAAGAACAUUGAGGUGGAGAACAAGCUGAUUGAGGAGCAGAACGAGACGCUCUUCAUGGAGCUAUCUGGCCUCAGCCACGCCCUGAUCCGCAGCCUGGCCAACAUACGCAUCCCACACCUGCAGGAGCCAAUCACUGAGCAGAAUUUCGACAGAUACGUGAGCACCCUGACUGACAUGUACACCAACAAGGAGUGCUUCCAGAACCCAGAGAACAAGGCGCUUCUGGAGAGCAUCAACAAGGCUGUGAAGAGCAUCAAGGUGUGAAAACCUCCACGAGGAAGAAGAGUGAAAACAUGUAAAAGGAGAGAGAUGGCGUCAAGAGACUAGAGUAUAUUUAAAGAGAAUACGAAUACAAAAAGGGCAUUCAGGUUUUAUAAACGGCAACUUAAAUUAAACCCAGGGAGCAUUCUGAAAAGAAGAAAACGUUACUAGGACCAAAAUCCAAACAUGCUGCUGCUGGGAUCGGAAGGAGGAAGUGGAAUGGAACCAAAUCCUUCGGUUUGAAUUGAUGAACAAAAUAUAUAUCUGGGGUUUUGUUUCUUUGUUUUAUGUUACCUUCAUGUAUGUCCUUUUUUGGAGGCAUCUUUGUUUUGGAGGCAUCUCUGUUUUGGAGGCAUCUCUGUUUUGGAGCAUCUCUGUUUUGGAGCAUCUCUGUUUUGGAGGCAUCUCUGUUUUGGAGGCAUCUUUGUUUUGGAGGCAUCUUUGUUUUGGAGGCAUCUUUGUUUUGGAGGCAUCUCUGUUUUGGAGCAUCUCUGUUUUGGAGGCAUCUCUGUUUUGGAGGCAUCUCUGUUUUGGAGGCAUCUCUGUUUUGGAGGCAUCUUUGUUUUGGAGGCAUCUUUGUUUUGGAGGCAUCUUUGUUUUGGAGCAUCUCUGUUUUGGAGGCAUCUCUGUUUUGGAGGCAUCUCUGUUUUGGAGGCAUCUCUGUUUUGGAGGCAUCUCUGUUUUGGAGGCAUCUUUGUUUUGGAGGCAUCUUUGUUUUGGAGGCAUCUCUGUUUUGGAGCAUCUCUGUUUUGGAGGCAUCUCUGUUUUGGAGUUAUCUUUUUGACUGUCCCAAUUCAUACCGUAAUUCAAGCUUUAGUUCAGCAACAAUUUGGAGAAGAAAGAGAGAAAAAAGGAAGGAUGGAAGUAGUGGUAUGAUGUCAGAUAAGAUAGAGGGUAUGUAUGACCUGCCGACAUGAGGUGAAGAAAACCCACUGGACAACUGUCCACAUUGUGUCCCAGAGAAGACACGAAGGCUACAGAAAUGUUGUUCUGGCGCAGGAUAAGGCGAGAGUGCUUGUGUAUGAGUGGGUAGUGUGUGAUAGUGAGCACUGCAGCACUCCUGUCGAGUAGAAGUGAAUGGAGAAUCCCUGAACUCUGGGUGCUUCUUGAGCAAUGGUUCAUGUGCUUCUUGAGCAAUGGUUCAUGUGCUUCUUGAGCAAUGGUUCAUGUGCUUCUUGAGCAAUGGUUCAUGUGCUUCUUGAGCAAUGGUUCAUGUGCUUCUUGAGCAAUGGUUCAUGUGCUUCUUGAGCAAUGGUUCAUGUGCUUCUUGAGCAAUGGUUCAUGUGCUUAGUGCUGUUACUGCAGCAAGAUGUCAACACGGCUCCAUGUCUUGUCUCAAUUCAAAGGAAAACAGCUCUUCAAGCGAAGAUUAAGUCACAAAUCACUGGUUUCCUUUUCAUCUUAUGAAAAUCAACAACCUUGUCUAUAUAUCUGAUGGAAGAUCUGAGAGCAACAGAUGCAGCCUCCUUUCUUUGAACUGAAUGAGGAUGGUAAUAGAGUGCACACUUGUCUAUUCCUGUUAGUUUGUGGUACAAUAUUUAUUGUUAUAUCAAUUAUUUAAAUUUGUGAAUGCGCAAAUUGUAAUGUAUUGUCAUUUUAUGUGUAUUUAUUUGAUUUGGUCUAUUUAUUAAUUUUUUUUACAUUUAUAUUUAGUAAAUCAAAAAAUGCAACCCUGCUGGGCUAUCAUGGCCAUAAAGAUUUAAAAUAGGGAGUCUUCUACAUCAAUAUUUAAAAAUCUAUAUAGACAACUGUCCACACUUGAUUAUUUUAUAUAUCUUAUUUUAUUUUAAAUAAUUUGUAAACAUUUUUAAUUACAAAUAUUUUAUAACUGACAAUGUUUUGAUAAUUUUAUAAAAGUUUUCUCCUUCAUUUAUGUUAUUUCCUUUAUCUGUAAAGUAUCUUCAGAUACCCACGGCUUAAAAAGAAAGUAUGUAUUUACUAUUUAUUUAAUAUUAAAUAUUGAUAUGAUUGUAUAUUUAUUUUGUUAUUUAUGUGUGUGUUGUGAUGGCUGAGUAUCAGUAGUCUUAAAGUCCAUUGCUAAUAUUUAAAUUAAAUAAAAAACCAUGCUCAGAAAGAAUAAAUAGAUUAUUGUUUAAUUACUUAGGCUUUCCUGGAUAUACCAGCAGUUGUAAAAGCAAAAUAACCAACGAAAGCAAUCACUGUUCUGUUGGUCUCAGUUGCUUUGUGUCAUCGAUGAUUUAUAGACAGAUAUAAGGAUCAAAUGUUACCUCUCCAAGCGCUUUGUAGCGGCCAACACUGGCUUACCCAAAACAUCUUUAAUGUACUAUAGAUGUUUUAAUGCCUUUUGAUAAAUGAUUUUUCUCUUUUCAUUAUUUUUCUCAAUGUGUUGAGCAGAAGCUCCAUAGAGCUCUGUUCCAGAGUGUUCCAUCUAGACUGGAUAUCUGGGUCUAAAACACUUAAAGGACAUCUUCAAGGAAAAACUAAACCAUCAAGGAGGAUGACCUCUGACAAUUUAUAUCACAUCCACUUCUACGCCCUUGUAGCCUUAUUCUAGAUGACAUUUGUUGAUGCACAAAGUGCCACUACCACUCAGUUUCUUUCCUGAUUCUUUGCAUUCUGCAAUGUACGAUGUCUGGUCACAUGACAUGACCAGGGCGUCACAUGACAUGACCAGGGCGUCACAUGACAUGACCAGGGCGUCACAUGACAUGACCAGGGCGUCACAUGACAUGACCAGGGCGUCACAUGACAUGACCAGGACGUCACAUGACAUGACCAGGGCAUCACAUGACAUGACCGAGAGUUGGGAUUGUUUCAGAUGCCUUUAUUUCUUUGCCAAGAUGGCCAUAAGUACACUAUAUAUACAUUCUGUAGAAAUAGAGUUUAAAAUGCUAUAUAUAUAUAUAUAUAUAUAUAUGAAUAGAAACAUACAUAUAUUUUUCCAGUGUAAUUGUUGACUAUUUUUCUCUUGUAUUAGAUUAUCAAAGGAACAGUAGUUGUCUGAGAGUUGUGACGACUAGAGGUGGUUAUGACUGUGGUUUUAAAGAUACUCAACAAAACUGUCAUUGUUUUUUAGGUUUCCUUUUCUGCUCUAUCCUUGAUCCAAACAUGAUAAUAAUAAUAAUAAUAAUAAUAAUAAUAAUAAUAAUAAUAAUAAUACAUGGGACUUAUAUAGUGCUUUUUCAAGGACCCAAAGUCGACAUGUUGUAAACGCUAAUGUCUGUUGUAAUGAAUCUGAAAUGAGUGUUGUUUUAACUAAAUGGUUACCUCUUUGUUCAAGUGUCCUGUGAGUGAGUUCAUGUAUAGAGGACUCUUCAUGGUGGUCACAUUGGCUCUGUAUUGUGCAGUACUGUGUCGUUAUGAUAAGGUUAUGAUCAUGUCAGCCCACUGAGAGGAGUUUUUAAACACGGAUCGCAACGUUAAAAAGCCAAUAGGGAAAGUGUAGUAUUUGCUCUGAGUGAUCUGUUGCAGCUAGUGGGAGACCCUGUGAUAAUAUGAUGAGGUAGCCUAGUGGGAGAUCCUGUGAUAAUAUGAUGAGGUAGCCUAGUGGGAGACCCUGUGAUAAUAUGAUGAGGUAGCUUAGUGGGAGAACCUGUGAUAAUAUGAUGAGGUAGCCUAGUGGGAGACCCUGUGAUGAUAUGAUGAGGUAGCCUAGUGGGAGACCCUGUGAUAAUAUGAUGAGGUAGCCUAGUGGGAGACCCUGUGAUAAUAUGAUGAGGUAGCCUAGUGGGAGACCCUGUGAUAAUAUGAUGAGGUAGCCCAGUGGGAGACACUGUGAUAAUAUGAUGAGGUAGCCUAGUGGGAGACCCUGUGAUAAUAUGAUGAGGUAGCCUAGUGGGAGACCCUGUGAUAAUAUGAUGAGGUAGCCUAGUGGGAGACCCUGUGAUAAUAUGAUGAGGUAGCUUAGUGGGAGAACCUGUGAUGAUAUGAUGAGGUAGCCUAGUGGGAGACCCUGUGAUGAUAUGAUGAGGUAGCCUAGUGGGAGACCCUGUGAUAAUAUGAUGAGGUAGCCCAGUGGGAGACCCUGUGAUAAUAUGAUGAGGUAGCCCAGUGGGAGACCCUGUGAUAAUAUGAUGAGGUAACCUAGUAGGAGACACUGUGAUAAUAUGAUGAGGUAGCCUAGUGGGAGACCCUGUGAUAAUAUGAUGAGGUAGCCUAGUGGGAGACCCUGUGGUAAUAUGAUGAGGUAACCUAAUGGUCAUGGAUGGUGUAAUUAGCUUUUAGCCAGUGUAACGAAACUCUCUUGGGCACUUUUUUAAAAACCAUUGAAAAUGCGAGCAUUUGAGUAUGGACUUUUAGAACACACUGGGUUAUGGUCACUAGCAAAGUACCGGUAUUCACCCCAGCAGAAGAAACAAAGAACUGCAUAUUUGACCUGUUUUGUUAUAUAUAAUGUAAAUCUAAACACUGAUAUAUGUAGAAUGCCCUUUGCAUCAGUGUCCGGGGGUUGAUUCAAUUGAUGCUAUCAGGUUUUUAUACAUGCCAGUAAUACUUUUCAGACCAAACAUUUUGUCCUACCCAUCUAUUGUUUUUAUAGACGGGAAACAGAGUUUGUCUCGCAGGUUACUGGAAAGAACGGACUAAAUCUGCAUAAUAAUACGAUACUAGGGCAUUAGCCAAAGCUUGCGGCAAUAGCAGGGAUUGGAUCAAGCCCUCCAAGUGAAAAGAGAGGAACGUGUGGGAGUGGAGAUUGAUUUGCAGCAUUAGAGGUCUCCCUCUUGGUUUGGAAGAAGUGUUUGUUGCAUAAAUAUGUGUCCAUUACUCAGAAUGUCAAAACCUUUUAAUGGCUUCUCCCUUUCUGUAUUGUGUAACCUUUACUCAGGAAGGAGUUCUUGAUGCAUUUAGUUAAGAAAGUAGCUUAUUCUUCGUCCUCCCUUUAAUGCAUGAGCAUACAACACUACGAGAGUAUUAAGGUUGUGAGUAUUAUCGUAUCUUAUUGGAUAUGGCAUGACCCCUUUUAAACUAGUUGAACAAGCACUGAGAUACUGAGAUUAAAAUAGCAAAAUGACAGUCCAACACAUUUAUAAAGAUAGGUACAGAACUCAAUGUAAUCAAGAUUGUUAAUAACAACGACAGCUUGUCCAUUUUGAUAGUGAGUGAUGGACAUAUUCUUCAUAUAAGGAGUUGAUGUCUUCCGUAUUUGGUAAUGGUUCAAUAUUUUCUAAAUGGUCGAUUGUGAUGGGGAUAGAAGCACUGAAGCUGGACUGUGUCCCAUAAGCACUGACUAGGGUGUUUGAUUGGUCGGUAAAAUACAUGGUCACGUUACUCCAACCAAGGUAAUGCUGUGUUGACACUACAUUUGACUAAAUGGAUGAUAACAUUCAUGUCUGCGGAUGAAACGUGAUGGAGGAACAUGGAUGACAUAUUGUACCACGGCAUGUGAUUGUACCACGGCAUGUGAUUGUAACACGGCAUGUGAAACCAUCCAUUUCAGUUGAUAGUUGUGAAUGAUGUGGUCUCAUGUAGUGGUUGUGAAAGCACAGUGUGUCUGUUUGCUCUGAGAAACAAUGAUCACAUACCUGUGAAUCUCCCUGGAUAAUGGUACAUAUAUUUAAAAAAAUAUCAAUGACCCAAUAUGUCAGUCUGUGAUAGGUCAGGAUACACAGAGAUCCUUCUCUUUCCUGGCCUCCUCCACCUGUUAAAGGGAGGGCAGGCAGGGCCACAGUCGAGUACCCUGUGAACACGAGGAAGAUAGCCCAAAGUUCCCUAUUCCGAGCUAAGUGCUGUACACAUCUGGAGGCCCCUGAGAAUGGUCCCCUGAUUCUGUUCUCUUCAGGGAAAGACAAGGGAGGGACCCAAUCAUUAGGUGCCUAUACUUCAAAACAUUCUCAUCCAAUUCAGAAACUCAAAAAUGUAAAAAAAAAAAAAAAAAAAAAAGUAAAGUAGUAGAUCACAUGAAAGGCAGAAAGGCAUGUCUAGUAGAAUGGUAUAACAUGUUAUUGAGCUAAUCGAACCAAACUCCCUCUGUAGGUACUGUAGCUUAAAGCUGUGUGCUUUUAUCAUGUGUGCCUUUCUCGCUCCACUCAUUGCAGGCAAAGGUAUGUUUACAUUUGAAGAAGCUGGCUCAAAUCCUGCUCAGGAGGUUGGCAGGGGUGAAGAAGCCUUUUUCAGAGGAUAAGGGAGGGUUGGGGGGCUAUUCUUAAAAAAGCUGAGUAAAUAUGUCUUUGACAGGCAGGCAGGCAGAAGAUACUACUACUGUUGCCGUGGUGACACAGUCAUGCUGUUACAGAGACACAAAACAUCAAUAUGUUAUAAUGGUAAAGAAACUGUGACCUAAUUACGUUGAUUCAGGUACCGAACUGCAUGGACAGUUUCUGUGAAGGAAAACUCAAAUGAAAAUAAACUUUAUUAUAGAUAAUGUGUAGGGUAUUAUUUUUUAAACAAGUUGAAGCCUCUGUACAUAUUUGUAUUAAAGAACAGUGUUAUUGUUGUUGUAUUAAAGAAAAGUAAAAAAUUAAAAUGAAAUAAAGUACAUAGAGUUAGUGACAAAAUGCACAGCCAAGGGUUGUCCUGCCAGCGCAUUUUUACAGAGAUGAGCUAUUUCUACUGGCCAUUUUCUAGCCAUUCAUAUUAUUAAAAUCCUUUUGGAAAUUACAAACUUCCAAAAUUACAAGCACUUCCACAAUGAUAGAUAGUAAGGAUUGUUGUUACUUUUGUAGAGGUGGUUGUUCCUCUGCUACCAUGUUGGUGUAAAUCAGGACAACCAUUGGCUGUGUGUUCUCUGGGUCUCCUGUUAUCUUUUGGAAGUUAACUCUGUAGUUGGGCUGAAAUUGUGACUCUGUGUUUGUUCCCAUGUUCCUGUGUCAGUGUCAUAAACUAGAGAAGUGAUGUCAGUUAUUGUGGGCGUAUCAACCAUUUGAAUGUUAUCAAUAAAAAAUAAAAUAAAAACAUGAAUAAAGAAUUAUAGACAAUA